AUGGGUUGCAGCAUGUCCACCGAAGAAAAGGAGGGGAAGCAGAGAAAUGAGGAAAUCAACGCUCAGUUGCAGAAGGAUAAGAUGCUUGCACGCAACGAGAUCAAAAUGUUGCUAUUGGGUGCUGGUGAAUCCGGAAAGUCCACAAUCUUAAAACAGAUGAAGCUUAUCCACGAAGGUGGAUACAGCAGGGAUGAAAAGGAGAGCUUCAAGGAAAUCAUUUUCUCCAACACCGUUCAAUCGAUGCGUGUUAUCCUCGAAGCUAUGGAAACUUUGGAGCUGCCAUUGUCCGACUCUCGAUCCGAAUACCACGUUCAGACCAUCUUUAUGCAACCUGCUCAGAUCGAAGGUGAUUCGCUACCAGCUGAAGUUGGCAAUGCUAUCCGGGCUCUUUGGCAGGAUCAAGGUGUCCAGGAGUGUUUCAAGCGAUCGCGAGAGUACCAGCUCAAUGAUUCCGCUAAGUACUACUUUGACUCGGUCGAGCGAAUCGCCACACCGGACUACGUUCCCUCCGAUCAGGACGUCCUUAGGUCUCGUGUCAAGACCUUGGGUAUUACCGAAACUACAUUCGUCAUUGGGGAUUUGACUUACCGUAUGUUCGACGUCGGUGGUCAGCGUUCCGAGCGAAAGAAGUGGAUCCACUGCUUCGAGAACGUCACAACUAUCCUUUUCUUGGUUGCUAUCUCCGAAUACGAUCAGCUUCUUUUCGAAGAUGAAACUGUCAACCGUAUGCAGGAAGCUCUCACAUUGUUCGAUUCCAUCUGCAACAGCAGGUGGUUCAUCAAGACCUCGAUCAUUUUGUUUUUGAACAAGAUUGAUAGGUUCAGAGAAAAGCUUCCCGUCUCCCCCAUGAAGAACUACUUCCCAGAUUUCGAAGGUGGUGAUGAUUAUGCGGCUGCAUGUGAUUAUAUCCUGAACAGAUUUGUCUCCCUCAACCAGUCAGAAACAAAACAAAUCUACACCCACUUUACCUGUGCUACCGAUACCACACAAAUCAAAUUCGUCAUGGCAGCAGUCAAUGAUAUCAUCAUCCAAGAGAAUCUCAGAAACUGCGGUCUGAUAUAA
This is a messenger RNA of Orbilia oligospora ATCC 24927, 1062 nucleotides long. RefSeq lists its product as uncharacterized. Gene Ontology annotation, molecular function: GTP binding; GTPase activity; G-protein beta/gamma-subunit complex binding. Gene Ontology annotation, biological process: G protein-coupled receptor signaling pathway. Lineage: Eukaryota; Fungi; Ascomycota; Orbiliomycetes; Orbiliales; Orbiliaceae. Gene Ontology annotation, cellular component: heterotrimeric G-protein complex. The coding region runs from base 1 to 1062 and encodes 353 amino acids. The record is from RefSeq and is a predicted model, not a curated record. The transcript is spliced from 4 exons.